Molecule: messenger RNA, 2574 nt
Organism: Acanthopagrus latus (yellowfin seabream)
Lineage: Eukaryota; Metazoa; Chordata; Actinopteri; Spariformes; Sparidae
Product: myosin light chain kinase, smooth muscle-like
Exons: 1
Coding region: 598-2220 (540 amino acids)
Source: RefSeq, a predicted model, not a curated record
UUGUACUCUGUAAAAAAUUAUAUAUGGUGGUGAUAAAGUGGUAACAUGAGUGGUACUAGUUCAAAUGAACAGUGUUCCUUACAACAAACGAUACAGUCUCUGUGGUAUUUUGAAUUGCGAGAGUCUUCUAAAUGGUUAAAGAUCAUUCUGCAACGUCUGGUUACAGGGUAACAGGAUAGUUGUGGUAAAAGGGUAUCGUUCUGUCUUUGUAUUCGACUUCUACAACACAUCAGAAAUGAUGUAUUUUGACAGGUGUUGGUCAGUUAUGCCUUGAAGCAUCAGUUCAGUGAUGCAGCUGCAGGUUGCAUAUCUAUUGAUAGUACAGUCUUUACAACAGCAAGUGUGAUAUUUCUUCUUGAGGUGUUAUAUGCAUUGGAAAUAUGAUCCUGGCCUGAGUGCAUCUUGACUAAAAAUAUAAUUUUGUUUUCUGUGUGGAAGUGAAAUGUACUAUGCAUUUUGAGUGGCAACUUGCAUCACACUCUACAGGUAGGCUGGUGUGUCCUUUCCUAACCCUAAGCAAGCAGUUUGCGUCAUGGUCUUUGGUUAUUUAACCUGCAUGCGUAAGACUUCCCCGUUCAUGUCCCAAAAAUUUAAAGAAUGUUUCUCCAUUCAGCUACACCUCCUGCCCCAUCUUCCUCUCAGCAACCUCAGGCAGCUUCUGGCCCUGCAAAGCCUAAAGGCAAAGAUGCCAAGAGUGCACAUGGUUCCACUGCCCCAAAGGCUGUUCCUGGCAGAAGAAAACGCUCCUCAAUGUCUGCCUCUUCUGCUUCUCCUACCUCACCCAAAUCUGCAUCCUCCUCUACUCCCCGGUCACCCAUGACAUCUCCCCUAGCUUCCACACCUGACAGCUCUUCUGCUAACCAGGCUGACCGCUUUGCCCCAAAGGUUGUCAAGGCUGGCAAGCAAGGAAAGGUUAAGAAAGGAGAGGCAUUUGCUCCUGCCCCUGCUGAGUGCAAGCAAUCAGCAGAAAUUGAAAAACCAGCCGAGGCUGAACCUAAGAAAGCUGUCGUUGAAGCCAAACCUGCCCCCAUUGAGCAAAGCAAACCUUCACCUUUGGCUGCUACAAAGCCUGUUGCACCCCCACCUGCUUUUAAAGUUACCUCAAAGCCAGCUGUGGCACCACCAGUCUCAUUUGCAGAUACUCUUGCUUGUAGCCCUCCCAAAUCAGUUGAGGUUAAGCCUGCUUCACCAAAAGUUGCUGCCAUUAUUGCUGAUGAUGAGCUUCCCCCACUGAUCCCACCUGUGAAAUCAGUUACAAUGCCAGUAUUUGUACCCCCUGUUGAAAAGAUGGCAUCCAAACCCACAGAUAUUGAGGCCGUGAAGCCAGUUGUAGAGGCUAAACCUGCUCCUGAACAAGUUGCAAUGGCUAAACUGGUUCCCGUUGAGGCCCCCAAGCCAGUGCCCGUCGAGGCCCCCAAGCCAGUGCCCGUCGAGGCCCCCAAGCCAGUGCCCGUCGAGGCCCCAAAGCCAGUGCCCGUCGAGGCCCCCAAGCCAGUAGUGGAGUCUAAGCCCGCUUCCACUGAGGCCCCAAAGCCAGUUGUGGACGCUAAACCCGCUCCCGUUGAGGCCCCCAAGCCAGUUGCGGAGGCUAAGCCCGCUCCCGUUGAGGCCCCCAAGCCAGUUGCGGAGGCUAAGCCCGCUCCCGUUGAGGCCCCCAAGCCAGUUGUGGACGCUAAACCCGCUACCCCUGAGGCCCCCAAGCCAGUUGCGGAGGCUAAGCCCGCUCCCGUUGAGGCCCCCAAGCCAGUUGCGGAGGCUAAGCCCGCUCCCCCUGAGUCCCCCAAGCCAGUUGCGGACGCUAAACCCGCUACCCCUGAGGCCCCCAAGCCAGUUGCGGAGGCUAAGCCCGCUCCCGUUGAGGCCCCCAAGCCAGUUGCGGAGGCUAAGCCCGCUCCCGUUGAGGCCCCCAAGCCAGUUGCGGAGGCUAAACCCGCUCCCGUUGAGGCCCCUAAGACAGCUGCAGAUCUUAAUAAGGUGGCACCUGCUGAGGUUCCUAAGCCUUCCAAACCAGCAAAUGUGCCGUUGGUUGAGCCCACUGUCCCUGCCCGUAAACUCACAUUUGCUGAGGCAGUUGCGAAACCUGCCCCAGUUAUACCUGAUGUCGAAGUUAUCAGUACAGCUCCUUCUCAACCUGCCCAAACACCUGCUAAAACACCAGCCAAAGUGGAGCCUGUGAUCAAGAACGACAAGGGUAUUUCCUCCUUUCUCUUUUUGUCUUAAUCUGUUUUUCCAGCUGUCUGCAUUCUGGGAACUACUUGGAUGCUUAGAUAUGUAAGCCAAAGUUGUUGAGUACUUAAGCUUUCCUUUUGGACUUAACACUGUUCAAGGUGCUACAUAGUCGCUGACUUUGAUGCUCCUACUGGUUCUGUUGCGUAGUCAGCUAUAUUAUGCAGUCUCAUUUGUUCGAUCGUAUGAUUUCUAAUGUUGAGGGGUUUUUUUUGUUUUUUGUUUCAAAUUAAUGAAGGUGUGCACUGUCAGUACUGCAAAUGAAUUGGAUAGAAAGGUAUCAUUUUCAGUGUUCCAGCAACAAAUUGAUUUUUUGUUUUUGUUAACCUAUUUGUACUUAAUGUUGAC